Paralichthys olivaceus (Japanese flounder) is the source of this 4748-nucleotide messenger RNA. It is a transcript of the gene sema4e, whose product is annotated as semaphorin 4e. Gene Ontology annotation, molecular function: chemorepellent activity; semaphorin receptor binding. Gene Ontology annotation, biological process: neural crest cell migration; positive regulation of cell migration; negative regulation of axon extension involved in axon guidance. NCBI's taxonomy places the organism in Eukaryota, Metazoa, Chordata, Actinopteri, Pleuronectiformes, Paralichthyidae. Gene Ontology annotation, cellular component: plasma membrane. The record is from RefSeq and is a predicted model, not a curated record.
GUUUACUUAUUCUACAGUUCAGUAGGGGAGAACAUUUCCACAUUCCUUCUGUGAUCUCACAAACUAAAACCCAUAUAUACAGAUUAUACUGAAUAUAAAGAUGGACGACAUGACAGCCCGCUCCUCAAAACUGUCUUAUUCGCCCUCUACUUUAUGCUAAUGUGGAGAUGCGUCUGAGCCACAGAUUUACACUUCUGUAUAAAUACAUGUUCUUCUUUCAUUUGUUAGUCUGCAAACCAACAUGAACCAAAAAAGAACAAACAAAGAACAGUGCAUACGAGGUAAGAUGGAGGCAGGGGUAUUACAAGAGGUGUAUAGACAAAGCAUUCAAUUGCUGAGCAGAAAGGGUGCCGUAAGAAUGGCUGAUCCACAGCAACAAUCAUUUUGUAAGGACCUCCUUAAAUUCUAUAAUAUUGUGUAGGAGACAAUAACUGCACCCUGGUCCCGCAGGAGAAAAAAAACAAUGAGCCCAAUGCCUCUAGCUUCAUCAUUUUAAAGGUUUUUUGAAGACUGGAAUGUCUAUUAUGCAUUAUGGGUUUCUUGAAGAGAGCCCCCCCCCCCGAGUUCCUUUGUCUGGAGCCCCCAAAGUCCUCUGUAGCGCUCCUGGCUGGAGGACCUUGAUGUUCACACAUAGGAGAUGAGUAAGAUGUCCAUCCAUCCCUUGUCUCUACCGCUUUACAGGGAGCUGGAGACAAUCCCAGCUGACAUUGGGCUAGAGGCGUGGUACACUCUGCACAGGUCAUCAGCAUAUAGCUUAUAAAGUGGCCUGUUAGGUAUAUGUAUAUUAAUAUUGUGUAAUACGCUUAAAUCCAGUUCUGUGUAUUUGUAUUAAACACUUUGUUGAAAUUUACAACACUAUGUUUGCUGAUAUUGUGUUACAGCUUUGCACCACAACUCUGCCCAGUGAGCAAAAUAAGAAGUAGCAACAACUUUAGGAUUUUUGCACGAUGGUAAAGUUGCAUCAACCAAAUCCGUAUGAAAGUGAUCAUGUCUCCAUUGUGUGUAGGUGAUUUGUAUUAAGUGUAAAUAUGUCUGUGCAGGUGCAACAUUAUGACACUGAAUUGAAAUAAUGGCUCCUCUUGUGCAGGACAGGAAACACUGGGUUAUUCCAUCUGUCCUGUCAGGACACGUUGGUUCUGUUAGGAAACAGAAGCUUUCAUCAUCCACCUCGCCCAUCUGGAGUCAGCUGUGUCCUCUGCUCUCUCGCACUCAGGUUGACUGAACGGGUUUUAAUCUGACCAGAGAUCAGCGUCGUCAGCCCGAAGGAGGUAACAACAAAAACACAACUAGCAGAGCGGCCGUUGAGACGCUUCUCUCCGCGAGCUGAGAGCCGAGGGUCGGUUCAGAAACGGAGCUCCGCGGUGACUUAGAGAGGACACAGAGACAGAGACAGAGACAGAGACAAACCGCGGAGACAGACACAGAGACAGACUCAGAGACAAACCGCGGAGACGUUACUUCUUUCCUGUUUCUGCGCUUUAACCUCUAAGUCAGCUGCGCGCUUCUUUCUCGUCAGCGGCUCUUGUCUCGGGUUAAUUCCUCAUUUUGUUUUGUUCCACUUCUCUCUUCGCUCGUCUCCACACCGAGCUGCAUGUCUCCGUGAUGUCUCCGUGAUGUCUCCGUGAUGUCUCCGUGAAGUCUCCGUGAUGCUUCAGAAAACUGCGCUUCGCUCACAGGUGCUCGGACUACUUCUCUAAAUGGAGGCGCACACAAUCUCGGGCGUGUCAGUGCGCAGCCUUCCUCUGCUUUGUCUCUUUGGUGUGGGCCAUCUAUCUCACCAUGGACAGCCUGCUGAGCGAAGCCAGUGAAGGGGCCAGGGCUCUUCAGCCUGCACAGACCUCACCACGUCAUAGAUGCCACUCGCUGUCUUUACCUCUGUGAGAGCGACUGCUAGGGAAACAAUAAAGCGUAAAUUCCUCUCAGCUUGAACAAAGGAGCCAUGCAUCCGCUACUCUCCCUCUGCAUCUUUUGGCUGCUGCCUGUGGCCUUGAUGCUGGAAGAUGCCUCACCAUUGGACUGUGUUCCCCGCAAAACUGUGCCCCAUGAUAGGGUCAAGGCUCACUUGUUUCACGAGAAAGGUGUUUUCAACUACUCAACCAUGUUGUUGAGAGAAGACCUGGAUCUGCUCGUGCUGGGUGCCAGGGAGGCAGUGUAUGCUCUUGACCUCAACAACAUUUCCAAGAAACAUGCCUCAGUGAAAUGGGAAGUGACGAAAGAACAAAAAGAUGAGUGCACAAACAAAGGCAAAGAUCCUGAGAAGGACUGCAUGAACUAUAUAAGGAUAUUACACAAGAUGGAGGAUAAACGGAUGUAUGUGUGUGGAACCAAUGCCUUCGAUCCAAAGUGUGAUUACAUGUCCUAUGUAGAUGGGAAGCUGACUCUCGAGAAGAAAGCAGAGGAUGGCAAAGGGAAGUGUCCAUUUGAUCCUUCUCAGAGAUACACCUCCAUCAUGGUUGAUAACAACCUAUACUCAGCCACUUCAAUGAACUUCCUGGGCUCUGAACCAAUCCUGGUACGCAGCUCUCCUGUCUCCAUACGCACCGAGUUCAAGACUUCCUGGCUUAAUGAGCCCCACUUUGUUUCUAUGGCUCAGAUGCCAGAAAGUGACAAAAAUGAGGAGGGAGAUGACGACAAGGUUUACUUGUUCUUCAGUGAGACAGCUGUGGAGUGCGACUGCUACAACAAACUGAUGGUCUCCCGUGUGGCCCGUGUCUGCAAGGGGGAUCUUGGAGGUCAGAGGACUUUGCAGAAGAAGUGGACAUCCUUCCUGAAGGCCAGAAUGGACUGUCCGGUGCUCGAGUCCCAGCUGCCGCACAUAAUCCAGGACACUUACCUCUGGUGUGACCCCCAGCAGCACUGGACAAACUGUUUGUUCUUUGCCAUCUUCACCCCACAGUGGGGCACAUCAGACCUGUCUGCAGUGUGUGUGUACCGGGUGUCUGACAUCAGCAGAGUGUUUUCAGAGGGAAAGUACAAGACUCCAGUCCCCGUAGAAACCUCUUUUGUUAAGUGGGUGAUGUAUAGCGGAGAUGUCCCCUUCCCUCGGCCUGGAGCUUGCAUAAACAACGAGGCUCGUAAAGCGGGUAUAAAUCAGACUCUGGACCUCCCAGAUCGGACCCUUCAAUUUAUCAAAGAUAGGCCCCUCAUGGACCAGUCUAUCCAGCCAAUAGGAGACAAGCCACUGCUGGUGCGAAGGGGAGCUACAUUCACACGCAUCAUAGUCAACCAAAUGCAGGCCGCAGAUGGCGAGAAGUAUCAUGUGAUGUUUGUUGGCACAGAUGAGGGCACCAUCCUGAAAGCAGUGAACUAUGAUGGAGAGAUGUUCAUCAUAGAGGAAAUACAACUUUUCCAGCCUCCAGAGCCAAUCAAGAUUCUGAAAUUUUCUAAUGUCACGACUCAGCUUUAUGCUGGUUCAGACUAUGGAGCAGCACAGUUGCCACUGGCCAACUGUGAGAGGUCCUCAUCCUGCAUGGACUGCAUUCUAGCAAGAGACCCAUACUGUGGCUGGGACCAAACUGUUCGGAAAUGCGUUUCCCUCUCUAAUUCACAAAGAAAGCUGAUCCAAAGUGUGAAAGAAGGAGAUGCCUCUCUUUGCCCAGAUGCUGACCCUUCUAAACCAGUGAAGCAGUCCAUCUGGCCUGGGGGCAACACAAAGCUCAGUUGCCCUUCACCUUCCAACUUGGCAGAAACCAUGUGGGAGCGGGACAAACGCCCUCUGACCCCCUCAGCCCGUUUUCAGCUACUGCAAGACGGACUGCUUAUCCUUAACGCCUCAGACAGAGAUGGUGGUCACUAUCGCUGCCUAUCUGUGGAGCACUCUAAAACUGACAAGUACACAACCACAGUGGCAGAAUACCAGCUCACAAUAGCCCCAGUAGGCUCAGGCAAGGGCGGGGAUACAUUGUUUCCAGAAGCCCAGAAGGGCGGCCCCUCUGUGGCUGGACUGCAGGCUGCACUUGCCAUCCUGGUAAUUUCCCUACUUGUUCUUUUAGCCUGGAACUUUUACAAAGGGCACCUACCACUUCCCUGUAAAUGUGGGAAGAAAAAUGAGAAACAAUCCCCCGAGUCCCACGAGGAGGGGGGUGGGAACUCUGAGCGCUACCCAGAGACACAGAGGUCUUCACCUGCAGAGGACAAGCCCCUGGUGUCUGGACGAGACAACGGCAGAAGCAAUAACAACCACACCAGAGAGGGGGCGAAGUUCAGUGCUGCAGAUGAGAAUGACGACCCAGACGUUAACCUGCCGUCGCUGCAGUACAUUGAUGAUGAGUCAGAAAUUGGAAAAUGACAUGCAAAUGAUUCAGUUGAGGGGCGUUUCAAGUCUAAAAGAAUGAAUGGGUAGGCAGAAAACAUUUGUUUCAAAUCACAAAUGGAUUCAUCAGUUCAUCUCUAAUAUCUGAGCUGAGACCUCGACUGUCAUAACAAUCACUGAAGUCGGAGUAAAAGGGAAUUGCUAGGUUUACGAAACCUUAUUUUCAGAAACUAUGAACUGUUGUGACACCAAAAGUUCCUUUUUGUACAAAUGAGACGCUUGAAUUUCAACACUCGUAUGUACAUUUUUUUUAAAAAGUAUGUUUUUAGGUUUUUUUGUACUAAUUGCUGUAAAUUCUGUUAUGGGUUGAAUUUUCUUGUAAUGAUUGGUGUGGUUUUUCACAGGGAAUGUACAAUGACUAAAAUUGAGCCAAUUAAUUUCUAACCACUAAAUGCAAAGACUUUGUUUUAUUGUAUUAAAAAUGUUUUCUACCUGA